AAAAAAUCUUGAUAAGAAAAUAAAGGACAAAAGGAAGAAAAGGCCGUGGUCGACUGCAACGAUGUAGUUCAAGCCGAAUGUCAACACCUCGAGGUCAUAUCCAGCGGCGACCACUGACCUGGGCUAUCUCUUAUGUCUCAGCUACCCGUCGGCGGAUGAUCACCACAGCCGAAUAAUGACACUCAUAAAAUAACUCUACAAUAGCGGUCAUCCGUCCUGGGCCCAUCUUCAAACCCUCAGACCCUGCAGUGCUAUUGCACCUUUCCCAUUCAAAACAGGCCCGGGGACCUGUUUCGGAGGGGCUAAAAUUAGGGUCACCCGCCCGUUCGGGUCGCUGCUCUCGUGAGCCCUGCGGCACUAAUUGUUGUCCUUAACAAAAACCGUCAAAUCAGAUCCCCGGAAUUCGACCAACAAGAGCUGCUUCCGACGUUUCGUUUUGGGGAAACCCCAGCGGCGCAGGCUGGCGCAUUUUGCCAUGCAGAUGCAUUGUCUACCCCGGACUUUUUGUUGACAAAAGGCUGAAACGGGGAGCGGGCCGUUUUAUGAGUGGCUUGUUGGCCAGCUUUUUGAGGCUUGGGGUGAGAUGUAAUUUGAUGCGGGAAGCGAGUGACGUGCAGAUGGAUGAUCUUCAGUGGACAUGGGCCUAAAACGACCUGUUUAAAGAUGGGAAUGUCAACUUCUGUGCCUGAUCCCAAGGUCUGUACCUUGUUGGAAGUUUUGGUGCGUGUCGUUGUUGGCUUGUGAUCAAUGUCAUGAGUGCAAUGUCUUGGCCAAGCAACGUGGGGUCAUCAGACCAACUUGAGCCCUGAGAUGUUGAGUAGCAAUAUAUAAGCUGCAAGAGUAAUAACACAAACAACAACAAAAGACAGGGCGUGUGGUUUAGUGGCGCGACACCUCAUUUGCAAACAAUGUUCUCUCACUGAAGCUGUUGAAAGACAGAUGGAAGGGUUUGAAUGAUACAAUGCUCUAUGUGAAGGUCCCAGGUUCGAACCCCGUUGGGACCUCCCUUGAUGAUUUAGGAGGCCUUGACUCCAGCAACAGGGCAAACAGCCCCAGCACUAGCAUGGCUCACGUCAGGGUGCCCAUGCAGCUUCCCCUUGUGGUGAUCAACCCUCGCCUUGGUCACCGGGCAGAUAGCAUCGCCUGCCUUGCCCUCAGUGGAAGGGUGAUCGGGAGGGAGAACCGUGGUGGCAGUUCCUACGACAGGGCAGACCUGAUCGUCCAUUUGCUGGCUCUUGGGCUCGUUGACGAGCUUGCCCGUCAAGACGGGGCAGGCAUUCGCAUCGUCGUGGUUGUGCUCAGCGGAGAGUCCGGGGUGGGGAACUUGAGGAUGCUUGUGAAGGUUGUGGUGGUGGUCCGUUGUAGCACCGACGACAGGGCAGGUCUGGCCUGGCUUGUUCAGAUCGAUGUCUGGGUGCGAAGGGGGCAGAGUGGUGUUGGUGGUUCCAACGACGGGGCAGUUCAUUGUGGUUGA
Podospora pseudocomata is the source of this 1474-nucleotide messenger RNA. RefSeq lists its product as uncharacterized. Bases 962 to 1474 code for a protein of 170 amino acids. Lineage: Eukaryota; Fungi; Ascomycota; Sordariomycetes; Sordariales; Podosporaceae. The transcript has 2 exons. The record is from RefSeq and is a predicted model, not a curated record.